AGGCUGAAAUCAGAUAUUUACGACUAGUGUUGAAUUGUGGGUAAAACAAGAUGGCUGCGCCCAUGAGCUUCGAAGAAGAGGGUUUUCCAUGUCAUUGUUGCCCUUAUUUUAAUGGCAAGACAUUAAAUAAAUUUUAAGUUUUAAACCCACCUGUCCUCAGAGUCAGUCAUAACGUGACCACCAACAGUAACGCUAUGGAUGACUACGCUGCUUGAGUCCUUGACCUGGUCUUUGCUGAAUUUACUCAACAGCUUCAGGAGAUCUUACGAUUACACAGUGUCAUGGCAAUAUUUCAUCGGUUCCAUUGUUUGAGGGCUGCCUGUCGCUCAGGACUCUAUCAAAGUGCUCAUUACAAACUGACAGCUUCAAAUGUAUGUACUAAAGUUAGGCAUUUGAGCUACAGCCCUUUCAAAAGAGAUUUUUCAAAUGAGAUCCAUAGUACAUGGUGUCGGAGGUCUUUAUCUUCGAACAAUGUGUCAACUAUGAUCAUCAGAUUUCAAAAGAACCAACAGGAAAAUAAUUAUUCCUGUGACUCUGCACAACCCGGAGAAAGUUCUGAUGAACAGCUAAGUCAGGCAAAGAAGGCACGUGGUGAACAAUUGCAUCGAACCACAGACAAUGGUCAAAUCGAGUAUUUCACAAUCUAUCGCUUCCCUUACAUGAAACAUCUGAGAGUGAUCUCUCGCCUGAAGCUUGCCCAGACAAUCUUCACUGUGACUAUCGUCCCGCCAAUUUGCUAUUUCUACUCACUUGGAUACAUCUCGGAGAAUCAGGCAUUUUACUCCGUUACCUUGGCAACAUUUGCACUGAUGAUGCUUUAUGCAAUGAGCAUUUACCUCCGCCGCAUCAUCGGUUUCAUCUAUCUCCACCGAGAUGGAACUAAAAUCAAAGUUGCGCAUUUGACUUUCUGGGGGAAGAGGCAGGAACAGUCUAUUCCUGUUUCGGACGUUGUACCUAUAGGGGAGUCGGGGGACAAGCCAACUGAGAUUAUGUUACUGUUGAGACGUUACAGCUCAACUCAAAAGUUGUAUUUCAGUCUCAAAUAUGGACAGAUGACUGAUCGUGACAAGUUUUGUGAAGUUUUUGGUAACCUUUAGUGGCUCCAUGUAUUUGUUGAAUCAUUGAGUUUUCAUACACACUGAUGUAAAAGUGAAGUCUAUCAAUUUCUUUCCUAUGUGUGUUAAAUUCAUCAACUAUGAUGUACAUGGUUGGGGAAAGUUUGUAUCACAAAAUAAACAAGGACAAAUUUACAAGCAAUUAAAACUGAUUUCCUCCCUUUUUUCCCUUUACCAUAAUAAGCCUUUGAGUUAGUGCAGUUUUAGAGAAAGGAAAUUGUUUAUCCAAAGGUUGGUAUUUUGAGUAGGCUUCAGGUAAGUCUUUUAGCCCUUUAAUAAAAGCACACAAUGCUAGUUACAAGGGUGUUUUUAUGUCAUUCUUUUGUAAUUUCGAUGACCACUUGUGUGUUUGUUUAUUAUAAUUUGUAUGAUCUUCCCAGGUGUC
Asterias rubens (European starfish) is the source of this 1500-nucleotide messenger RNA. RefSeq names its product transmembrane protein 186-like. Gene Ontology annotation, cellular component: mitochondrion. The transcript has 2 exons. Lineage: Eukaryota; Metazoa; Echinodermata; Asteroidea; Forcipulatida; Asteriidae. Bases 282 to 1097 code for a protein of 271 amino acids. The record is from RefSeq and is a predicted model, not a curated record.